This is a messenger RNA of Chara braunii, 2280 nucleotides long. NCBI's taxonomy places the organism in Eukaryota, Viridiplantae, Streptophyta, Charophyceae, Charales, Characeae. The record is from the annotation of a GenBank genome assembly.
GAAUCUUUUUGACACAAGGGGGGGAGUCCCAAGAGAACAUUAUGCAAUCUUUUCUGGAGACGGACGAGGACUUCAUGGACGUCGUCAGGUGUUCCUUUGAGAUGUCACCGCAUCUGGCGACCGUUGGAUCAUGUGCGGUCAUAGGGGUAGUGAGCAAGGCCAAGUUGUUUGUUGGAAACCUCGGCGAUUCGCGUGCAGUCUUAGGAACGGUGGACGGAAGCGCGGACAGCGGCAACUGUCUUGCUGUUCCACUGUCACAAGUUCAUAAUGUGAACAACGAGGAUGUAAGAAGAGAAUUGAUAUCGAAAUUCCCGGACGACCGGCAGAUCGUAACGGAAAGGCGAGGAGUUUAUCGAGUGAAGGGCAAAGUUCAGGUCACUCGCGCUUUUGGAGAUUGCUAUCUAAAGGCACGAGAGUUCAAUCAGGAGCCAUUGUUCCCACGGUUCCGUGUCCCGGAGCCGUUCUAUCCACCGGUCAUUACAGCAGAGCCAGAGGUCACCAUGCGGCUUCUCUCCCCGCAAGAUCAAUUCAUCAUUUUUGCAUCGGAUGGCCUGUGGGAAUACGUCACUCCACAAGAGGCUGUUGAUGUUGUGUAUCAUACCAACCGUGGAGAUGUUGCGCGCAUGCUCAUCAAGUUUACACUGCAGAGGGCGGCAAAGAAGCAUGACAUGACGUACGGAGAUCUUCUGAAGCUGAGCCGCGGGCAGCGGCGAGAGUUCCACGACGAUAUCACAGUGAUCAUCUUCUUCUUCACAAAGGAUGUCAAUGACACACUGUGGGGUGAGUCUACGUACCACUCGGUACGGGGUAACGGAAACGACUCUAUCCGGGGGGACACGGUCUUCGAGCCAGAUCGACAGAUACAGGAUGAGGAAGAGAUGGACCUGUUUGGAGUUGACGAUGGGUAAAGUUUGUCGCAAAAGGCAUGCUUAACAUGCUUUCAUGAUCGUCAAUCAACGUACAAGCAAGCUUUCUCGCGGGCCCUUCUUUUCUUCUGCGAAAGGCAAAGGACAAGGACUUCCCAGAGCACGAACGCGUAUUUCCCCCUUCGAGGGACUACUUGUUAUGAAAUGCAUGGGGUUAGUGGCGAAACAUACUGCAGUCAGGAGAGCCACCCACUUCCCAUUUCCAUCGUGCAGGGCACCAAGGCAGAAUGAUCGACACCCCACUUGUUCCUGUUGCCGGCAUUUGCGUUGGCGAUAAGUGGCAGUUGCUGCUGCUUUUUUCAUCUGAUUGUAUAUCGAUUCGAACUUGGGUCUGUAUUUCAACAGUUCAUUGGGUGUACCAACUGAGCUAGGCUCGUUGGUGGCAGUUGCUGCUGCUGUUAGGACUUCGGCAUCAGAUCUGAGAGAGGAGGGUCUGAUUACAGGUAUGAGGCCCAGGUGAUUAUGGUACCCCUACUACCCCAUCAUAUUUGUAAGCAGAGGGUCUGUAUUUCAACAGUUCAUCUGAUUUUUAAGCACCAAUGGUAGGUGUCUAUCGACAGAAACAGAAGCACAGGUAAUUAUGGUACCCCUACUACCCCAUCAUAUGUGUAUCGUGAGUCGGUCGUCUGUGGCCAGUUCUGUCAAGUGUUGAAGAUCAAUCUCAACUAUCUAUUGAUGCCAGAGCAAUGUUGAUGAAGGCAUGUUGGUGGGCUGUAGUCCGUGGACACAGACACAGUCAAAUGGCUUGGAUGAAAGUCUAUUCGUAUUGACAAAAAAUGAAAGUCGAAGCGAUUACGUGGUGUGGCUCUUCACACGUGUAUUGUCAGUCGUUUGUGGUGAUUCGUCUAUUCUUCGUAUCGACAGAAAUCGACGGUCGAUGUUAGACAGUUGUCUUUCGACAGAGCAGAGAUGACUGAGGCAUGUCGAUGGCCAGUUGUGUGUGAGCACGGACAACGCCAAGCGAGCGCACGGAUCGACGUCUACUCUGACAGAACGACGUUCACUGCUUUUUCCAUGAUGCACACGCAGCAAUCCUGCACGGAAUCGAACUGUUGAUCUCAUCCAUAACCGCUCGACAGAGGUCAUGACCACUUCAACUGUUACAUGGUGUUCUUGCCUUAAGAAACCACCCUUAGACGUGGGCAGCGUCAGACAGCCAGGAUCAAACGCGCCCAUUUUGGGCGUGCCACUCCCGUAUAUAUACUGUAUCGGACCUAUCGGUGGCAAAGAUAGGUAUAACAUAUAUCGAUCGCACUAGCGAACGGAAGACGGCUCAAAGAAUUCAGCGAUUUCUGUCAUCUAUUUGGCAUGUCACGCCACAUGUCGCAACUUCAAAUCAAACACAGCAGUGAUG